Oikopleura dioica is the source of this 219-nucleotide messenger RNA. The record is from the annotation of a GenBank genome assembly. Lineage: Eukaryota; Metazoa; Chordata; Appendicularia; Copelata; Oikopleuridae.
AUGGAUAUCCGAGUUGUAGAUAUGUCAGCUUCAAGCAGUGAACGUCAGCUUCCGAAGAAAUCGUUUUUCAGAAAAGUCAUGGAUGAUAUAAAAGCAGAUGAGAAGACAAAUUGGAAAGCUCUAUUCAACUCGUUCAUCAUGUUCGCUGAGUGGAUUGCUUUCUUGACAUUUAUCUUCACGGUACUGCGACUGGCGACGUCGAAAUUAGAAUACAAAUGA